AUGUUGUGGCUUUGUUGGCACAUUUGGAAGGCUCGCAAUGAUUACAUCUUUAACCAUGUUCCAGUGGAUCCAACGGAAGUAAUUUUCAAGGCAGCUCGGGAUGCCAUGGAAUUUGUGACAGCCCAAGUGAUGUUGGCGACCUCUCCUAGUGUUUUCAGGCAGGCAAGUGGUGUCAACCAAGCAUGGGUCUCCUCUGCACAGGGGACUUUUAGAGUCAACUGUGACGUGGCUAUCCAACCUGAUACAAAAGUAGGUGCGGUGGUUGCUUUGUUGCGUAAUGAUCAAGGGACACUUCUUGACGGGGUUGCAAUGAAAGCCGCUAUCGCUUCGGUGCUUCAGGGUGAAGUGUUGGCAAUUCGUUUGGCCUGCGUUAUGUGUGACACCCUACAUCUCAGUCGAGCGGAGGUUGAAGGGGAUAAUCAAGGAGUAAUCAAGCUGAGUGUUUCUGAGGAUGCCCCUCCUUGGGAGUGUGCUGCCCUCGUUGCUGAUAUCAAGGCUCUAGCACACAAGCGUGGUCUCUCUUUUAGAUGGUGCCCUCGCAGUGCUAAUAGUGCAGCGAACUGGGUUGCACUAGCUAGACUAGGAGGUUAUCUUCCUGUAAAUUGGGUGACAUGCCCUCCUCUCCUGCUUGUUUCUAGUUUAUCUAUGAAUGAAUCUUAA
This is a messenger RNA of Camellia sinensis, 660 nucleotides long. RefSeq lists its product as uncharacterized. Lineage: Eukaryota; Viridiplantae; Streptophyta; Magnoliopsida; Ericales; Theaceae. The record is from RefSeq and is a predicted model, not a curated record. Gene Ontology annotation, molecular function: nucleic acid binding; RNA-DNA hybrid ribonuclease activity.